Brassica napus (rape) is the source of this 1493-nucleotide messenger RNA. RefSeq lists its product as uncharacterized. Bases 354 to 1379 code for a protein of 341 amino acids. The record is from RefSeq and is a predicted model, not a curated record. The transcript has a single exon. Lineage: Eukaryota; Viridiplantae; Streptophyta; Magnoliopsida; Brassicales; Brassicaceae.
UAAAAUAGUUUUCAAAGUUUCAACAUCUUUUCAUCUCAGAAAAAUCAAACUAAUUAAAAAAACAUAAUAAUAACUCGGUUUAAAAACUUUUUGAUACUUAUUAUAUUUUUCUCUUUCCGUUUUUUUCCGCCAAUUUCUCAUCAUUUAUCUCGUGUUUUAAAUUCACUCAAAAAGCAAUCUCUCACCUUCAAUUUCUACGCAGUAACCUUCUCCUUCACUCUCCACCUCCACGUAUAUAAUAACUUCGACCUGUCAACAACAUUUCAUAAGUCUCUUCUUCCAAAACCCAAAGUCCAACAGGCCUUCGAAGGAAAACUCAAGAAGAACUUAAAAGUCUCUUACCAUACAUAACCAUGUAUCGAGUAUGGAAAAAACCGAAAUCUGGUCGGCUCUCGAGAUUCAUGUCGGAAUUUCAACAAUCUCCUAAACGCGGCGGUUCUUUGGUCGUCCAAACUGGCUUCCCAGCUUUUCUUAUCGACCUCUUCGUUAAAAACCGCGAUCGCCUAAAGAAAUCAUCCUCUAAAACUAAACGCAUCCAAUGCCAGAUUCAGACCGCUCCAAACGCUUCUUUGCCAGUUAAUAAAGACGCGAGACUAGAAAAGCCCGUGGCGAGGAAAUCCGUUCGGAGUAAGAUCGAAAACGUUAAUCUCGGAUUAACGGCAGAGAAGGAUAAACCCACAAGUCACAAAAGCGGUUGCUUUUGCAGCGGUGGAAACGUUGCGUUUAUGUUGAUGGCGUUUAGGGUACUUAUAGUAGUCGUGCUCACAUUGAACACGAAGAAGAAGCUCACCAUUGGAAUCACUCUCACCGCCUUCGCGCUUCUCUUAGCAGAGCUCGUGGCAGCGCGUGUUGUCACACGUUUCAAGCACUGCAACACCGACGCACCGAGACAAAAGCCACUCGCUUCGACACACGUCGAAAACGUUAUUUUAUGCGAAAAGGUUGAAACUUUUGAUGAUUCUAAGGAUGAAACAGAGCUUAUAGCUGUAACAGAAAACUCGAGUUCGAAAGAUUUAAGGGUUCGUGAGCUCUUGUUAAAGGAUGAGAAGUCGUCAAGUAAAAGUUCGAAACUCAAAUCGAAGAUCAUGAAGAAGUUGAGGAGUUACAGUAAGAAAAAGAAGAAAACGACUGUGAUCAAAGAAGAAGAGACUUUGAGUGAUGUCUCAAGCUUGGUUUCAAAGAAUAAAUCAGAUAUAAUCGAGUCUGCGAGAGACGAAGAAAAGUCGUGUCCACCAUUGAUAGAAUCAAAAGGAGAUAGCAUGAAUGGGAUUGUUGUGAUCGUGAUUGUUCUUACUGGUCUGUUAAGUGGAAAGAUUGUAGCUAUCGGUCUGACACUAUCCUGUCUGUAUCUCAGAUUAGGAACAGCCAAAAAUAUCUGAUUACUGAUCAGUGGUGGUUAAUGUACAUUUUUCUUACUUAUGAUUUAGAUAUUUGUCCAUGAUUUUUUGGGUUCACGUUUAAUAGUUGGAAUAAUACUUUUCCUUAUGAAUCAA